AUGGACACCACCAUGUCACUCGGGCGUUCGGACGCUCAGCACUAUCAUGGUGGGCCGCUCACACGCGAGAACCUAGCAAGGCUGCCCAACCACGGCGGCGCCACUCUUCCUGGCCGGCUGCGAUCCCAGACUCUGUCACCAAUAGACUCACCACUGAACUUUCAGCGAGGCGCUGUGCUAGGCUCAGCGCUGGGUCGUGUCAACACCAUGGACAGCUGCAGAGCGUCUAUCUUGACGGACAGCACCGAGUUCAGCACCUCGAGCACCAUCAACCGAGGAUACGCUGCCCGCAUCGAUGUCAACGGCAAAGUGAAGCCGCUCUCCUCAACGCCGGACAGGCAUGCUUGCCAGACCAUCGCUUUCCUCGAAGGACCCUCCGACUCGGUCGACUACAAGACCUAUCGUCCCGGCGACGAGAUCAAGGGCGCUGUACACCUUCUCCGCAAUGACCCCGAGCGCGGCUACAUCACUGGCAUCAAGGCUCGCAUCCGAGGAGAUCUCGAGACUAGUGUCUUCGGGGUCGGCGACUCGAGCUACUACUCGAUGGACAACGAACACGGCAUCGCUCGUCGCCAGAUGCUCUUCUUCUCCGAGCAAAAGACCAUCGCCACCAAAGCGGAUCUCGAAGCCGGCGCCUUUGGGCUCGAACAGACCGGUCUCGUUGACCAUGGACGCCGCAACAACCUCGCUGUGCCCUUCAGCUUUGUGCUGCCGUUGAAACUCCACGCUUCUGCGCUUGACAUGCUGGACAGCAAGCUGAAGAAGUCUUUCAAGCGAGGCAAGCAGUACAUCGAUCUUCCGCCUUCGGUCGACAUGGAGACUCGCUACGCUCCACCAAAACAGAGCCAGCGCUUCGGCCAAGUCCGAGACAGGCUUCACGGUCAAAAGCUGCGUCCAAUGGCCCGGAUCAAGUACGAGAUUGACAUCAUCGUCAGCAGGCAGCGAUUCGGAUCGAUUCUGCUCCCGCACAAGCGCGGUGAACGCAUCAUUCUCGCUUUCGCUGUCGAGCCUUAUCCUCCACGCACGGCGGGCCUGGCCGUGCCGACGCUCGAGCCCAUUAGAGCUCGCCGCACCACAUCUCGAAGCGAUCGCGCCAUCUCGAACGACAGAUCCGCUGCAUCGGACACCGUUUCGAUCAACUCGAGCGAGACGCCGGAGGAAGAGUCGGUCGACGAUGACUCCUGGGCUUCCGAUCUCGGAGGCUUCCGCCGCACGCAGGAGAUCUUCGGCGCUCUGCCCUUCGAGGCUCCCCCCGCAUUUGGUCCUAGCUCGCUUGCCCGCUCGGUCUCAGCGAGGCCUGGGCUUCCCGGUACUCGACGCAAGAGCUACAUCAACGUCAAGGAGGGUGUCGACGGCCGUAUGAAAGGCUGGCUCACGCACUCAGUCGAAAGCACUCUCCCCGGAGGGGGAGGCUCGUUCGAAGCGAUUCUGUCGGUUCCGGCAAUGGCCGCGCUGUACAUGGAGACCAAGAUCCCCUUCAGCCUGGAACUGCGCAUGCCCCAGCACCUCGUUGGCUCUUACGUUCCCGACGUCCAGCUUGGCCUUGUUCGAUCCGUCAUGACCUACUCGCGCCUCGGUACCCUCGUCAUCGAAAAAGAGGACCCCGACAACCUCGCUGGCUUCAGCGGCCCGCACUCGUGGUCCGAACGCAUCCGUAUUGUCAACAUGGACCGCCAGGCCGAUACGCAUCUGCCGCCCUUCUACGAGCAAGGCCAAGCACGGCAGAUCUACACGGGCAACUUUGCCAUUGGACGAUACGAGAAGAUGAUCAAGGCGGGCUCGUCGUCGCCGCUGAAGCAGAAGCUGAUUCAGGAGCCCGAGCUACGUCUGGUCGUGCCUAGCUUUUCGUUCAAGGCGCUGAGGAUCGAAUACAGGUUGCGAGUCAAGAUCUCGCUUCCUGAGGCGGGAACGUCGACGACGGCUGCAGCGGGUGUGAACAGUGUGGUGAUGGAGACGCCGCCCGUACAUGUCGCUGCCAACCCGGACACGGUUGACUUCACCAGGCAGGAUGCGGCGGAGCAGUUGGAUGACGAUUCGCUCUCGACUGUGGACGUGCUUGAUGAGGACGAAGAGCGCUUGAUCGAAGCAUCGGCUUCGAGAAUGCGUCGUCCAGUCACACCUCCCUCUCUGGCAGCUCAUCACUCUGCAGACGAUGACGAAGAAGACUUCUCCGCUCAAGCCACGCCUCUAGCACGAACGCCCCUCCGCCGCUCCCUCGACAUGACCGCCCUCACCAGCCUCGCUACCCCUUCUGCAGCCGAAAGCGAGACCCUGAUCUCCUCCGCAGCCUCGAUCAUUAGCGAGUCGAGCUCCUCCGCGAUGGAAGUCCCCUCGCUCGACCCCAUCCCGGACGAAGCCGAUGUGGACGAAGAGGACGAGCUGACGGAACAGCUAGCACUCGGUCUCAUCGAUCGUGAGCACGCUGCAGCCGUCGUCGCCGCCCGCGCUCGCGGUCGCGCCGCUACCAUCACCAGCAUCCAGCCUCCCACGCAGGCUCUGCCCAGCUACUCAGAUAGCAUCGGCAUCCUCGGCUAG
Messenger RNA from Kalmanozyma brasiliensis GHG001, 2535 nucleotides. RefSeq lists its product as uncharacterized. The transcript has a single exon. The record is from RefSeq and is a predicted model, not a curated record. Bases 1 to 2535 code for a protein of 844 amino acids. Lineage: Eukaryota; Fungi; Basidiomycota; Ustilaginomycetes; Ustilaginales.